Messenger RNA from Synchytrium microbalum, 2838 nucleotides. RefSeq lists its product as uncharacterized. NCBI's taxonomy places the organism in Eukaryota, Fungi, Chytridiomycota, Chytridiomycetes, Synchytriales, Synchytriaceae. The coding region runs from base 1 to 2838 and encodes 945 amino acids. The transcript has 14 exons. The record is from RefSeq and is a predicted model, not a curated record.
AUGGCAAAAUCAAUUUUAGGAGUAUUGAGCGCUUUGUCACUCAUGAUGAUACCAACUCUAGCACUUGAACUACAACCUCUCUGGACAAAUUAUGUCGCAAACUUUGAAGCUGCUGCUGCUGAUCGAGGAUCUGAUGGAAGCAUGCCAGAAACAGCUGACUCCUGGUUCUUACCAUACCGCUGGGACGAACAUCGUGAAAUGUUGCGCUCAAUGUGGAUUGCCCCGUUCGUUAUAUUUGUCUUGUGGUGGUUCUUGCAGAUGUCCAUGCAUGCACUUCAAUGGCUUUCUGGUCGAGGAGUUCGUCGUGGUGAAGAAAGUCGAAGUCUUCUUGCUAGGGAAGAAGAAGCAACAGGAGUUGAACCCUCUGAAAUGGUUGACCGAUUGGCCAAGGCAUCAAUGGCACUCAGGACUGCAUUCAUCAUGUCACUUGCCACAGCAGUAGUGGCAUCUCUCCCAUUGGCGUUUGACUGUCCCAUGUCAAAGACACCUGAGCGAUCUCCAGUGCCAAUCCCUCCUGGUGCACGAUGUGGAACUUGCUUUGACAAUGGUGUCACACUCUCAGUCGUAAUCCUCCAAUGGGUCUUUUUGGGAUUGACUGUUCUCUGGGCAUUGUUGGAAACGAUUACUAUUGAUAGUGCAAGUGUGGCCAUCACCAGAUCCAUUCUCGCUCUGGCAUCCUUCCCUGUCAUCGCAGCCAUAUUCAUCAUUCGUCGAAUCACUCGAGUCAUUGGCUUCCUUCUGAUUGUCCUCUUUGUCGCUCAGAUCUAUCGUACAUCGUCACGAAAGACUCAACAUUUCGAUGUACCUGAAACUCUGGAUCAGAAGCUCAGCAGGCCUGAUCAGCCUCCUCCUAAAUACAUAACAUGUAUAUUUGGCCCUUGGACUGGAAUGGCCAACAAUGUGAUUUCGAUUCAGACCAGUAUGGCCUUUGCUAUACAUUAUAACCGCACUCUCAUUGUGCCUCCACUGGAUAAUUGGGAAGUAACACCCUCAUACUGGUUUGGUAAAGUAGAUGGCGAAAAGGAUUCAACGAAUCUAGAUAGACAGAGAAUAAGAUUAUCAUGGGGAUCUGACGCAUUCAGUGAUCCAUAUCGUCGCUUCUCCAAAUACUUUGAAUUCGUAUCAAGGUCUAUUGAAGUUAUAGAAAUGUCUGACGUGGAUCCUACACGAGCCGCAUCAGUAGAACUAGCUCCAUUAUGGCAUGAUGGAAAAAUGUGGUGUUGGCAAAAUCCAGCUCCAGAUACCGACUUUUUGGAAACGAUGGAGGCUAGAUACCCUGUGUCGUUAUGGUCGAACGAGUCGGUAGCUUGUAUAGGUGUCCCGUUUGAGAUACGACUGCAUACGGCGCGGCCAAAGAUCCGGUUAUCGCAAUGGGCUACUCAACAUGCUGUGUCGUUGCUGGCUCUGAAUGGACUGACGGGUAGUAAAUAUCUGGGUAUACAUCUACGACGUGGUAAUUGGGACGAGUACACAUCAUGGGGUCGCUUCGCUCUAUCUACGUUUGCUCAGGGUACGCUGAAGGAUGAUCCCAUAGAACGACGAGCACCCAGAGACGAGUAUGUCGUCAAGGCUGGACAAGUAUUAAGGAAGCGUCUAGCAGAGGAGUAUUCCAUACCGGAUUUUCCAGUAGUAGUGACUACGAAUGAAAAGAGUAAUGAUAGUAUACGGACGUUUCAGGAUGCAGGAUGGAUUGUAUUGCAGACUAGAUUGCCAGACAUCCCCCCAUUUGCUCAAAUAGCACUUGAUCUAGCAGUUUUAGCAGGCGGAACUGGAUUUGUAGGUCAAUAUGGAUCGACUUUUACAAUGCUGGCGUUGGAGUUUCGCAAUUGUGAUAUCGAGCACCCCAAAUAUCCUUGUGGGACCUUCUUUGGCGAUGCUGAUCUCUUAGAAGAAGUCAUGUCUGCACCUGUAUCAUCAACUCCAGCUGUGAUCGCAGCAGCUGCUCCAGCAAGGGAUGCCAAAUCCUUUGACUGGCAAAAAUCACUAAACCGUGCUCUAGGAGGAGGAAUGGCUGGAGCUUCUGCUAUGGUGGUCCAAGUCCUCACUCUGAUGCCUAUGCGCACAAUAAUGAACUACCAAUACCGCCAUGGUGGAACGAUGGUUGAAUCCGCAGCUGUAUUAUGGAAGGAUGGUGUUGCACAUGGUGGUACUGCAUUCUCUGGAAUGCGGCGAUAUUACAGAGGUUUGGCACCUGCUCUCAUUCAAGGUCCUCUAUCACGAUUCGGUGAUACUGCAGCAAACCAAGGUGCUUUGGCUUUACUUGAUUCAUCAAGUUUGACCGCAGAUCUUCCUAUUGCAGUCAAGACAUUGGGGGCUUCCUUCUUUGCCGCCUCCUUCCGUAUCUUCUUGACACCAGUUGAUACCGUCAAGACGAUUCUGCAAACCAACGGUGCUCAAGGAAUGCCAGUGCUUCGAGCUCGUUUGGCCAAACACGGUCUACCAACACUUUGGUAUGGUGCUGUCGCUACUGCAGCUGCCACAUUUGUUGGACACUACCCAUGGUAUGCUGUUUACAACUACCUCCAAGUCACCUGGCCCAAAUACAAUGACAUGAUGCCAAAAUUGGCUCGAAACGCAGCAAUUGGUUUCACAGCCUCAGUCGUCUCAGACACCAUCUCAAACUCGUUACGAGUCAUCAAAACUUAUCGUCAAACUCACCAUGAAAAAGUAUCAUACGCUCGCGCUGUGCGUGAAGUCGUUGCUAAAGAUGGUGUUACUGGAUUGUUUGGUCGAGGUCUCAAAACACGUAUUCUUACGAAUGGUUUACAGGGGUUGAUGUUUUCCGUUUUGUGGAAACUAUUUGAGGAUGAAUUGUUCGGUGGAAAGAGCCGUAAAUAA